UUGUACAUGGAUAACUUUGAAUGUAAAUUUGUAUAUACUAAUACCCUAUAUCAACAGCAUUGCCAACUAUAUUAUCGCUAUAUAGAUGAUAUAGUGAUGUUAUGGACAGGGUCGGAGGAAAAUCUGCUAACCUUUGUUACCCAUUUGAAUUCUAGGGUGUCCACACUUCACUUCACUUUGACAUACGAUGCAGAGACAGCUAACUUUUUGGAUGUAACCAUCAAAAAGGAAGGCACUCGGUUGCAGACUGACCUGUACAAGAAAGAAACAGAACGUAACAAUCUAUUGCAUUUCUCUAGCUUUCACUCCCCUUCACUGAAAAAUAAUUUGCCGAAGUCACAAUUUAUGAGAGUGAGACGAAUUGUCUCAGAGCAACAAAAAGAGGGUCAAAGACUAGAUGAAAUGCAAAAGAGAUUAGAAGUGAGAGGAUACCCUAAAAAACUCUUAGAAACAGUGAGAAAUGAGGUAGAUGAAAUUCCCCGAGAAGAGUUAAGAACAAAAAGGGUGAAACAAGAAACCUCGAGACUAGCCUUCGUUAGCCAAUACACUACUGCUAGCAAUAAGGUGAAGAGUAUCAUUAAUAAACAUUGGCAUCUUUUACAAACCUAUGCACCACAUAUAAAGACUUUCUCUGAGCCACCAUUAAUGGCAUAUAAAAGGGGAAAAUUUUUUCGUGAUACCUUGAUAAAAGCAGAUGUGGGCUCACUAAUAAAAUCAGGACAAAGAUUUUUAGGGGUCCCCAAAAUGGGUACGUUCCCUUGUUUGAAUUGUGCAAGUUGUAAUAAUAUUACUAAGGGAUCCCAGUUUACACACCCACAGACUGGACGAAAGAUUGACAUCAAAAGAUAUUUCACAUGUAAUUCAACUUUCGUUGUGUACCUAAUUAAAUGCCCAUGUGGUUUAGCAUAUGUGGGAGAAACCACACAAAAAGUUAAAGAUCGAAUUAAGCAACACAAAUCAAAUGUACGGUGUGGAUACACACAUCUUCCGAUACCAGCACAUUUUGCUGCUGCCAGACAUACAGUGAGUCAACUGCAGUAUCAGGUGAUAGAUAGCGUAGAACCCUUGAGACGUGGAGGAGACCGGAUCCUACAGUUAAAAAAGCUAGAGAUGAAGUGGAUACAGAAACUAGGGACGCUUGAUCCAGGUGGUUUGAACCGAGAGUACACACCAAUGCUAUUUAUUUAAUUCAAUGAGGUUGACCUGAAUUUGUGCUAAGUGUAACAUUGUUUUGUAUCUUUUUGUUUUUAGAUGAAUACAGCUCGUGCUCUGGGAAUGGCUGUGUUCCUCAAUACAUAGGCAUUUUCGGCGCAGGAAUAGAGCACAUAAAUUGUUAACGAGGAGCAAAAACUACAGACAGACAUUCAUUAUGCUGAAAUAUGCAAGGAGCGACUCCCGUGACAAGGGGCAGGCGUGCAGAGGAAAUGAUAACCUAUACAUCUAUACGUCUGACUCACCAGUACAAUCUGCUCCAUUUGUAUUCCCAACAGGCUUGAUUUGCUUUAUCAGUAUGAGGAUUUACUGUGCUCCUGUUUGCUUAAGCCUUAGUGGAUGGGUGGUGCUCACUGUCUCUUCAUUGCAGAAACACUGACUUUAUCUAACCUGUGUAUCGAGAUAGGUCAGUUUUUCUAAAAACUAGUGUUGUUGAUAAAUGCAAUAAAAUAUACCAUUUUUAAACCACUUUACCAACAGCAACAGCAUUUUUGGAGGAUAUUGGAGGUUGGUUUAAAGAGGCCCAUGUGGCUGGCAUCACAGGGUGAGGUAAGUGUGAAGGGCAUGGGAGGGACUGAUACAACCACUCAAUUGGUGGAAUAUAAACCACUAAAGAAUCUCAUGCCCAUAUUUGGUUAAGGCUUUAAGCCAUUGGGCAAUAAAAAUGCAUCCUUAAUACAUUGUUUUUGGAGACAUUCAGCAUCCCAGCAAACAUAUCGGAACUCUUUAUGCAGUCACACCAACAAAUGUUCAUUAAAAAAUCUAAAUAAAUUGCUC
Xenopus laevis (African clawed frog) is the source of this 1989-nucleotide messenger RNA. RefSeq lists its product as uncharacterized. The record is from RefSeq and is a predicted model, not a curated record. Bases 7 to 1188 code for a protein of 393 amino acids. The transcript is spliced from 2 exons. Lineage: Eukaryota; Metazoa; Chordata; Amphibia; Anura; Pipidae.